Molecule: messenger RNA, 4547 nt
Organism: Schistocerca cancellata (South American locust)
Lineage: Eukaryota; Metazoa; Arthropoda; Insecta; Orthoptera; Acrididae
Gene: Sply
Product: sphingosine-1-phosphate lyase
Exons: 10
Coding region: 316-1986 (556 amino acids)
Biological process (GO): sphingolipid catabolic process; carboxylic acid metabolic process
Cellular component (GO): endoplasmic reticulum
Molecular function (GO): sphinganine-1-phosphate aldolase activity; pyridoxal phosphate binding
Source: RefSeq, a predicted model, not a curated record
UGGCUACGCUUACUUCUAUGCGAUGUUCUUGUACAUUAUUGCAGAAGCGCAAAUCAGGAACGGCGGUAGAACCUGUCUAAAAUUAAUGAAAGUUCUAUCAAAUAUAUUGACUACUCUUUCUGAAAUGGUUCACAUUUUUAUAUUUUAUCUUUGGUUUUCAGUUGGGUAAUGCAGGAAAAUGCAGUGUCACCGUGUCAUUAAAGUCGUUAAGUUUCGUAGAUCACCAGGGAUGUUUAACGUUUCAAUGCGUUAUCUUCCGUGACACCAGUCUUGCGGGCAGAACAGCUGACACGGUAGCUUUUACUUUGUGUCAGGAUGGAUCCGAUCGCUAAAGGAAAAUUAGCCGUCGAGUCACUGAAAAGUUUUGUAAACAAUAGUUUGUCCAAUAAAGAACCAUGGCAGAUAGUGACAAUGACCACUGGAGCGGUAUUGGCAAGCGUUUGGUUUUUCGAUUUCAUCAACCAAGAUGAAAGCGUUCCAUCCCGUUUAAAGAAGACCGUGUUUCGAUUAGCAAGGAAAAUACCAGCAGUUGCCAGGAGAAUUGACAGUGAGAUGAGUAAUAUGAGAAAGACAUUCGAAGAUGAGGUCAGACAUCGCAAUGAGAAAAUUGACUACAUCACAAAUUUGCCAGAGAGUGGAAAAAACCGCGAGGAAAUACUCAAACAAGUCAAAGCCUAUUUGGAACUAGGAGACUACGAUUGGAAAAAAGGAUAUGUUUCAGGAACAGUGUACUUUCAUAAUCCUGAACUUAUUGAAUUACUUACUGAAGUUUAUGGUCUUGCAUCCUAUACAAAUCCACUUCACCCUGAUGUUUUCCCCGGUGUCUGCAAAAUGGAAGCAGAGGUGGUUAGAAUAGCUGCAAAUCUCUUCCAUGGCUCCCCCUCUGCAUGUGGAACUAUGACGACAGGUGGAACUGAAUCUAUAUUGAUGGCAUGCAAAGCAUAUCGUGACUAUGCAAAAUUUGAGAGGGGUAUCAAACAUCCAGAGAUUGUUUUGCCAAAAACAGCCCAUCCAGCAUUUGACAAGGCUGCAUUGUAUUUCGGCAUGAGAAUCAAACAUGUUCCUGUUGAUCCUGUCACCACCAAAGUCAAUAUAAGGGCAAUGAAGAAUUCUAUCAGUAAAAAUACAUGCAUGCUAGUUGGAUCAGUGCCAAACUUCCCCUAUGGAACUAUGGAUGACAUUGAGGCUAUAGCAGAAUUAGGAAGGAGAUACAACAUACCUGUACAUGUAGAUGCCUGCUUAGGAGGUUUUGUCAUUGUCUUCAUGCAAAAAGCAGGCUACAAAUUACCACCAUUUGAUUUUUCUGUUCCUGGAGUUACAAGUAUAUCAGCAGAUACACACAAGUAUGGAUUUGCACCAAAGGGAUCAUCAGUUGUUUUAUAUUCUGAACCAAAGUACCGUCACCAUCAGUUCACUGUUACCACUGAUUGGCCAGGUGGUGUAUACGGGUCUCCGUGUGUAAGUGGCUCCAGGGCAGGAGGUAUUAUAGCAGCUUGCUGGGCUACAAUGAUGUACUUUGGCUUAGAUGGUUAUGUUGAGGCAACAAAAAAAAUUGUAUCCACAACAAAGAAGAUUGAGGAAGGAUUGCGUAAAAUGAAAGGGAUAUUUGUUUUUGGAACUGCUGACACAUCAGUGGUAGCAAUUGGCUCCAAUGAUUUUCAUAUUUAUAGACUGUCAGAUGCAAUUACUAAACGUGGUUGGAAUAUUAAUGCACUCCAGUUUCCGCCUGGAAUGCAUCUCUGUGUAACUUACAUGCAUACUGCUGAGGGAGUUGCUGAGCGAUUCUUGUCAGACAUUCAGGAAGAACUAGAAAAGAUCCUGAAAGAACCUGUUAAAGAAGUUGGGGGAAAGUUUGCAGUUUAUGGUAUGUCACAAAGUGUUCCUGAUCGUUCUAUUGUGGGAGAUUUCACACGAUGUUUCCUGGACUCUAUGUACUACACACCUAGUCAACCUAAUGGUACAGGAAAUUCAAAGAGUGUUGUAUAGGUUUGUGUCUUACUUUCCACAAGAGAUGAGAUUCUAACAGAAAAGAAAGAACAGAAAACUCAGUGACCUGAGGAUUUUAAUUUCGUGUUGUCUUCAUAUCUAGUGCUUGUUCAGUAUAUAUUAGCACCAAAGAAGUAUUAGUGUACCUAUUAAAAUAUUGGAAAACAGUAUUCUAGGUGAGAAACAAUUUUGUAAUUGUGAUUCUUGAAUAAUUUCAAAGUAAAAUAAUAUGCUAAGGCUACAGCAUAGAAGAAAAUUUUGAGUGCCUUUUGACAGAAAUAAAGCCACAGCUGAACUAUAUUUUAAGAAUGCUAUGUUGGUCUGUAUCUAUAUUUGUAACCAGUGUUAUUGUACAAUGGCUGUUUCUAUUCUCCUUCAAGUAUCUAUCCUUAAUAACAGAGAUAAGUGUGUGCCAUACAAUCUAAUAUUCACAAUAUGUACCACAUUUAUUAUAUUUUAUUAUUCCUGUAUUAUAUAUUUUGUAUACUAUAUGAAUAUAUGUAAGUUUUUCUAUUUUACAUAAGUGUUUCCAUUCUAUGGUUGCCAAUUGUGUACAGCAGAAUUAUAUUGUUAUAAAAAAAAGUUGUUAAAAUUUCAGGUUGUUAACUUACUUUGAGAGUUUACAUAUAGGGGUAUGUAAUGUUUUGGGAAUUGUCUGAUUUUGCAUGACUGAUAAUGUCUGAGGUAGACCUGCCUGAAAUUUUAGUUAUCAGGAAGAACAAUGAUCACAAAUACAGUGAUGUGUUUACUCUGGUUUGUAGUGUCUAGUAACAAGUUAUCUGCCAUUUAUUUCUUGGGCAGUACCAAUACAAACUUAACAAACCCAUUGAAAACCUUGCAGAGCCGGUCAAGGUUGUAGUACCUCAGUGUGAUAAGUAAACAGUUAAGCACAGAAACUGAGUCAUUUGGUGAACAUGGGAUGUUAAUAGAGCAAUGAAUCAAUGUAAUUUCCUGUCUUUCAUUGUGUUAAAUAUUUGACUGAUGAAAUUUAUGGAAGUACAUAUUUUUUAAAUGUGUAAUACUCAUGCCAGAGUUGUGAAAUUUACUGUAUGAACAUGUCUUUGAUUUUGUGAAUUUCUAUUUUCCAAACUAUGGCAUUUACUAAUAGAAAAGUGAUGCAUUUUAAUGCAAGUUCUGUUCUCAUAAUUGAUGCUCAUGUCAUUGCUUCUUACUGUGUUUUUAACCUUGCUACUCGAUAAAGUAGCUAAUGGUACAUUUGCAAUAUUCUAAAAAAAUUUAGCCUUUUACUGUUUACUUUAUAUCAUGUGCUAAUAUAUCUUUUUUUCUUCCAAAGUACUCACAAUAAACAGUUAACAUAUAUUUGCAUUUUAAAGAAUACUAGGUAUGGUAAAUGGUCCAUUUUGCACACUUUCUUCUGUGGAAUUCAUGCCCUUGAGAUAAGAAAAAUAAGAUAUACAUUGGAUUUAUGGCUGUCCCCACAGAAAAGCACCUUCAUAUUUGGGAAUGAAAGAAGGUGCCAAAGAGACUAAGUUAUGUUUUAUUUUACUCAAAUUCCUUCACACCUAAAUAAGUGACAGUUCUUGUGAUGGCAUGUGUAGCAGCAGAAAGGCAAGUUUUGAUUUUGGACAUUAUUUGAACACUUUUUCUCUACAUGAAUACUUCUUGUGGAAAUGUAUCAUCUGUUAAAUUAAAGAGGCUGUGGCUUUCACCUUGGUUGAACUGUUGGAGGACAAAAAGGAGGGGGGGGGGGGGGGGGGAGCGAGAACAGCAGUGCCUCUCCUGGUUGUUCCAAUGCAUUAUACGUUAAUGCGAAAUUGUUUGUAAUAUUGUGAAAAACCUGAUUCUAGGUACUAUUUCUGUCCCUAAAAAGGAGGUUUUGAGAGUUUUCUUUUAUCACUUACCUAGCUGCCUCAAUGUUCUGUUGUGUCCAAGAAUGAAGUGUCUCUCUGAUUACUGAACAAAUCAUUUUGAAUUCAUCACAGCUAUUCUUGCUGAUUGUAGAUUAUGAUUGAACGGAUCCCAGGAUGUAUUUAUUGCUAUCUUUGGAUGUAGUGCUCCACACUUAAACUUUCUUUGAACUGAUGAAAGAUAAUUAUAUGUAAAUUAUGUCUUGAUGGCUGCAUGAGGUGUAGCAGACACGAUAGCAGUCACAGUUGUAUCGUUCUUCAUGACAAAGCUGAGGUUCUUUCAUUGUAGAGUGAAUAUGAAUUAACCAUGAGUACGUAGAAUGAUUUUGAGAGAGCAGCAAAUAUUUUUGGCGUUUGUUGUGCUGUGAAUUUGAAUGUUUCUCAGAGAUCUCAACUGAGAAGUCUGCAACCCAACAGCAAUAGGUUGCUCCUGACAUGUAUGGGUAACAGGUCACUGCAGAAAGUUAUGCAAGUUGUGGAAAGGUUCACUAAACUCACAACUACUUCUUACGUAACAUUAUGAUUGGCUCAAAACAGAAAUUAAUAAAGAAGGAGGCAGAGAGAUCUCUUAGGCAAAAUACUCACUGAAGUAAAGGCAAAAUACUCUGUAUUUCCAAAAUAAAUCUGUAAAAAAAAAAAAAAAAAACAGUAAAAUAAUUAUGUCAUUGUACAUCUAGCUAAGUAUUGAACCCU